UAAACUCGUCUAUUGUUUGUAGACCAUAUCACUAUUACAUGAGAUUCUCGGAUAGACGGUCUGACAAUAACUGAGGGAUCAAGUAACUGUGAACAGUAAUAUAAUGUAAUCAGCAAAUGUCUGACACGGAUGAUGAAUUCGUCAACAACAUCGUUGCAGAUCUGGGAUCCGGGAACUGUCACGUAGGAUUCGCUGGCGAUGAAAGACCAUGCUCUGUAUUCCCAACUGUUCUUGGACGCCCCAAACAUCGAGAGGCGUCACCAGAAGUCGGUCUGUUUGUCGGUGAUGAAGCCCAGGCGAGGCGAGAAAUCCUGGCUAUGACGUCUCCCAUUGAGCGUGGUAUAGUUACAAACUGGGAGGACAUGGAGCAGCUAUGGCAGUACAUCUUUACUAGUGUGUUACGGGUAUCUCCAGAAGAAUUCAAUGUUUUUAACUCUGAAGUGUCUUAUGUACCAGGUGCUUGUAGAGAAAUGAUGUUACAGUUGUUAAUGGAAAAAUUCAAUGUAUUAGGCUACAAUGCCCAGCUGUCGGGCAUUUUAGCUGUCAUGGGAUAUGGACACACCAACAGCCUCAUUUUGGAAUGUGGUGAUGGUGUCACAGAGGCAUUUCCGGUCUACGAGGGACACGCUUUUCCCGACACAAUAAAAAGAAUGGAGAUCGGUGGAAAAGAUGUAACAAUGAAUUUACAAAAACUGAUGUACGAAAAGGGAUAUUCCUUUACUACAUAUUCUGAAAUAGAUACGAUUAGAAGACUGAAGGAAGACCAUUGUUCUGUGUGGCCCGAUAGCAAUACCCUAGACACAGCGACAUCGUCAUCGAUGCAGCUGGAUACAUUCACUUUACCAGACGGUCAGCAAAUAUCCAUCGGCGAAGAGAAGUUUAAGGCCCCUGAAAUACUGUUUCGUCCAUCUUUACGAGGUUAUGGCUUUGAUGAGGAAGGAGGCGUCCAGGAUUUAGUGCACGCUUCCAUCCAGGCCUGUGAAGCUGACUGUAGAUCAAAUCUCUAUUUCAAUGUACUUCUGUCGGGUGGAACAACAUUAUUGCCUGGUUUUAAAGAGCGACUUUUGAAAGAACUCAGCAACAAGGCCUCGUGUCGAGUCAAGGUGUGGGCGGAUCCAGCCCGUAAAUAUCUGGUGUGGAUUGGUGGGUCCAUUUACGCUUCUUUGUACGUUUGUCAGUCGAAAUGGAUCACCAGAAAUGACUAUCACGAAUUUGGACCAAAUAUUAUACAUCGAAAAUGUCAACUUUCAGCGUGCUAACUCUAAAAAAUGUUAUUUUGUGUCGACAGCAUAAAUUUAUUUAUGUUGCAGAAAAAAGAAAAACUGACAUAACUUUUGCAAUAUUACUAGAGUAUAUGUUUGUUUAUAUGCAUAAUAUAUAUAUGUAUAAAUAUCCUGUUGUAUCAACUAUGAUAAUCUUAUAUAAGCAUACGUUUGAGCAAUAUAAUUUUUCGUUUGUACGAUUUCAUUUGAUUUUCAAUUGUAUUCCAUAAAAAUAAAUUUU
Saccostrea cuccullata (small rock oyster) is the source of this 1503-nucleotide messenger RNA. RefSeq lists its product as uncharacterized. The transcript has 8 exons. The coding region runs from base 117 to 1259 and encodes 380 amino acids. NCBI's taxonomy places the organism in Eukaryota, Metazoa, Mollusca, Bivalvia, Ostreida, Ostreidae. The record is from RefSeq and is a predicted model, not a curated record.